Messenger RNA from Hypanus sabinus (Atlantic stingray), 2353 nucleotides. RefSeq names its product SPT3 homolog, SAGA and STAGA complex component (gene supt3h). The transcript has 13 exons. Bases 317 to 1471 code for a protein of 384 amino acids. Lineage: Eukaryota; Metazoa; Chordata; Chondrichthyes; Myliobatiformes; Dasyatidae. Gene Ontology annotation, molecular function: transcription coactivator activity; protein heterodimerization activity. The record is from RefSeq and is a predicted model, not a curated record. Gene Ontology annotation, biological process: transcription by RNA polymerase II.
CUCUGCGCUCUGGGACGGCACUCGGUAACGAAACUACAAUUCCCAGGGUGUACUGGGAACAGCAACUGCGUCUGAGGACCUGAAAGUAUCUGGUCGGGUGCGCGUGAGGAUCUGUCAAAUCCGGAGCUGAGAUUUGAAAGUGUACGCACAUUCCCGGUAGAAUUACACCCCUUUCGUAACGAACUGCGUGCGUUUGCAGGGGGUUUCCUCAUUAAAACGAAAACAACACGUGAACAGGUUUCUGAUCAACCGUGUGUGCAAGACCGAAUGAGUUUUCUGUUGCGCAGUAAACUGAAAACUUUCACCUAUCUGCCCGAUGAGUAGCAAUGCAGCCAGUCCCAUGUCAGCUGGAGGGAAUAUGGCAUCAAGCAGUGGGAAAGGAUCAGGAAAGUCGACCAGCUUCGUUGCAGAACUUCAGACAAUGAUGUAUGCUCUGGGGGAUGCUCGCCGACCGCUCCAGGAGACUGCAGUUUUGAUUGAAGAUGUUGUACAUUCUCAGUUGAUUAACUUGUUGCACCAGGCUGCUGAAAUCUCACAGGUCAGAGGAGCUCGAGUCAUAGCAGCAGAAGACAUCUUGUUUCUAAUGCGGAAAGACAAGAGAAAAUUACGACGAUUGCUAAGGUAUAUGAGUUUCCGGGAUUUCAAAUCCAAAAUCGUUAAGGGUGUUGAAGAUGAAGAUAUUAUUGAAGCAGACAAAUCCAGCAGCAGUAUAAACAAGCGGCAGAAACUUUACCAAGAAUUCCUCAGUUCUAUUGACCAAACAGGGGAGCUGCUGGGCUUGCUUGAGGAGGAUGAUGCUGAUGAAGUCAAACAGGAGCGACUGGAGAGAGCUGAGCGCCAAACUCGAACGAUGGAUUCAUCGCAGUAUGCAGAGUACUGUGAGAGCCGCCAGCUGAGUUUUGCCAAGAAGUCAAGUAAGUUUAAAGACUGGCUGGACUGCAGUAGCAUGGAGGUCAAGCCAAAUCCAGUCGCAUUGGAGAUCAUGGCAUACCUAGCGUAUGAAACAGUGGCCCAGCUGGUGGACCUAGCCCUCUUGGUGAAGCAAGAUAUGACCGCUAAAACUGGUGAUCCAUUUAAUAAUGCCAGAUCUACGAUACUUGCACAUCAUAACACUGCGAUGCCUGAGAUGCAACUUCAUGUUCAACCUGUGAACAUAAAGAACAAUCCUGAAUCUCCUGAGAAUACACCUCCAUCAACUCCAACUACACCAGCAUCAACAGUGCCACAUGUGUCUAAAACCCAUUCAGGAAAUGUGGGCAAUGGAAGCUUGGGUCAAGAUUCCAGCAAUUCCAAGGCAAAAACUCGCAAGCGAAAAAAGAGUGCUGCAGCUUGUGGUUUAGAGACUCACAGUGAUGCCAUCCAGCCCAGCCACAUCAGAGAGGUGAUCCGACGGUACAGCCGCAAAAUUGGCCCUCUUUCUCCAUUCACAAGUGCAUACCGCAUAACUGGAAUGACGUUUCUGGCCUGCUGAAAACGGAAGGAACAAGAAGCUUGUUGUUAGUGAAACAAGGCUCUGCCAGUACAGUGUAUACCUGUGUUUGUGUGUGUUGGGUGAGCAGUUGUGACAAUUCACUGACCUGCACAUUGCCAUCAAUCCCGUUUACUUGUCCAAAUGUUUUAGUCAAUUAAAGCCAGAUGUUUGGUGUGUACAUAGGUGGACAGAAGCACAGAUUACUAGCCGCCACUUGUAUCCAUUUGUGUUAUAUUGAUCAAACUGAAUGAAAUCAUUGUUGCCCAAGUACUUGUAAGGAGUAAUAUUUUGCAUUUGUACUCACUGUGUAAAUCCUCAUCCACAUUAAGAAUAUUUGGGUACACAGCCAACAGGGUUGUGAAGCCAGUAGAUUACUUUUAUUCUAAUUUAAAUUCAAAAUGUUUAUUUCUGAAUGAUACUGUUUGAUUUCUAAGUUCCCUACAAUUACCCAACUGAAGAAAUUACGUCAGGUUUAUAAAAUAAGUGACCAACUUUUGCAUGAUAAUUUUUCUGUAAUAAGGCAAAGUUAACUGUCUUAGUUAAGUGAUCUGUCAUUUUCAAGGAACUGUUGUCAAGUUUUUGCAUUUUAAAGAGCAUCUAGAAAUAUUAACAAUCUGAAAGCCUCUUAGUUUUCCAUAUUUGCAUGUGUAGACAAUGAAAAUGUUGAAAUCAGUUUGCAAGGUCCACAAAGGUCAGGAUUGUUUUAGAAGGCCAUUGAAAAAAAUGGGAAUUAAAUGUCUCAUUGUCACCAAAUGUAUGUUGUUUUUUCCUUAUUCUCAUGUUUGUGAGUCCAUACCUUUUCUACAAAUUGCUGUUAAAAUCCAGUGUGUAGAAUUCAAACUUUUUAAAUAAACUUUUGCAAUUAUCAAAUGAUUUAUCUAC